This is a messenger RNA of Eimeria mitis, 540 nucleotides long. RefSeq lists its product as uncharacterized. The record is from RefSeq and is a predicted model, not a curated record. Lineage: Eukaryota; Apicomplexa; Conoidasida; Eucoccidiorida; Eimeriidae. The transcript has a single exon. The coding region runs from base 1 to 540 and encodes 179 amino acids.
AUGAGACAGAAAAAGAAAGAGACAAAAGGAGACAGAAAGGAGACAAAAGAGAGACGACAAAGAAGAAAGGAGAGAGAGAGAGAAAAAAAGAGAAAAGCAGACAGAGAGAGAAAGAAAAGAGAGAGAGAAAAGGAGACAGAGAGAGAGAAAAAAAAAAGAGAAAAGGAGACAGAGAGAGAAAGAAAAAAAGAGACAGAAAAGGAGACAGAGAGAGAAAGAAAAAAAGAGACAGAAAAGGAGACAGAGAGAGAAAGAAAAAAAAAAGAGAGACAGUUGACCUUGGGUGUUUCUUUCUUUGUUUUCUUUCUUCUUGCUGCAGCAGCAGCAGCUCUCGGCGUCUCCUUUCUGUCUCCAACAAAGACAAAGCAGCAUCGACAUCUGCUGCAGUGUAGCCCGGGAACAGCACCCGCAGCUGCUGCUGUGUUAUUGUUGCUGCGGAGACACCCCGCGGGGGGGACGCAGCAGACACCGACACACGCACUGGCUCCCCACAAGCAGCAGCAGCAGCAGCAGGAGCAGCAGCAGCAGCAGCAGGAGUAG